AUGGACGACGCCGGGGAGAUACACGCGUUUGGGAGCAGCCUGCGGCGGGAGGGCUCGGUGUGGUCGGCGGCCAGCAACAACGUGUUCUCGCAGUCGUUGUCGCGCGGGGAGGAUGACGAGGAGGCGCUGCGGUGGGCGGCGCUGGAGAAGCUGCCCACCUACGACCGCGCCCGGACGACCGUGCUGGCCAUGCCCGAGGGCGAGCUCAGGGAGGUCAACGUGCAGAAGCUCGGCGCGGAGGAGCGGCACGCGUUGCUGCAGCGGCUGGCCUGGGUCGGCGACGACCACCAGCGGUUCCUCUCCAAGUUCAAGGACCGCGUCGACCGAGUUGGGAUUCAACUGCCGACGAUCGAAGUGAGGUACGAGAACCUGAACGUCGAAGCAGAGGCGUACGUUGGCAGCAGGGGCUUGCCGACCAUCCUAAACACCUAUGCCAAUGUGCUCGAGGGCCUAGCAAAUGCUCUUCACAUAACACCAAGUAGGAAGCAGAAAAUAUCAAUUCUUCACAAUGUCAGUGGCGUUAUCAAGACGCACAGAAUGACAUUGCUUUUGGGUCCUCCCGGCGCGGGGAAAUCCUCACUGCUUUUGGCCCUGGCUGGAACGCUCCCUUCAAAUCUUAAGGUAACUGGGAAUAUAACUUACAAUGGGCAUACAAUGGACGAGUUUGUGGCCCGAAGAUCAGCUGCUUAUGUCAGCCAACAUGAUCUGCACAUGGGUGAAUUGACGGUUCGUGAAACAGUCAAUUUCUCUGCAAAAUGUCAAGGAAUUGGUCACCGCUACGACUUGCUAAUGGAACUAUCGAGGAGAGAAAAGGAGGCAAAUAUCAUACCAGAUCCAGAAACAGAUAUCUACCUGAAGGCUGCUGCAACAGGAGAGCAGAAAGCAGACGUCGUCACAAAUCACAUACUAAAGGUCCUGGGGUUGGAUAUCUGUGCUGACACAAUCGUUGGAAACAAUAUGCUAAGAGGCAUAUCAGGAGGGCAAAAGAAGCGAGUAACUACAGCCGAGAUGCUUGUCACCCCAGGACGAGCCCUUUUCAUGGAUGAGAUAUCUACCGGACUUGACAGCUCAACAACCUUCCAGAUUGUGAAUUCCAUCCGACAAACCAUUCACAUUGUUGGUGGAACGGCAGUUAUUGCUUUGCUACAACCUGCACCAGAGACAUAUGAACUGUUUGAUGAUAUAAUUCUCCUUUCAGAUGGUCAGGUUGUCUACAAUGGCCCUCGUGAACAUGUGCUAGAGUUCUUUGAAUCAGUUGGCUUCAAAUGCCCUCAGCGGAAAGGUGUAGCUGACUUCUUGCAGGAAGUUACAUCAAGGAAAGAUCAGAGACAAUACUGGAUACAUGGUGAUGAGACCUACCAAUAUGUUCCCGUGAAAGAGUUUGCAGAUGCAUUCCACUCUUUCCACGUCGGUGAGGCUAUAAGAAAUGAGUUGGCAGUCCCAUUUGACAAGAGCACGAGCCAUCCGGCUGCUCUGAAAACAUCAAAAUAUGGUGCCAGCAUGAAAGAACUACUUAAAGCAAACAUCAACAGAGAGAUAUUGCUAAUGAAAAGAAACUCCUUUGUGUAUAUAUUCAAGGCAACUCAGUUAACACUAAUGGCAAUCAUUGCGAUGACUGUCUUUAUCCGCACCAAUGUGCACCAUGACUCAAUAGCAGAUGGAAGGAUAUACAUGGGUGCGCUGUUCUUUGGGAUUCUGAUGGUCAUGUUCAAUGGAUUGGCAGAAGUUGGUCUAACUAUUGGAAAGCUCCCUGUUUUCUUCAAGCAAAGGGAUCUUCUCUUCUAUCCCGCAUGGACGUACUCCUUGCCAUCAUGGAUCAUUAAGAUCCCCCUCUCCUUGCUCAAUGUAACAAUUUGGGUCUUCAUAACAUACUAUGUCAUCGGAUUUGAUCCCAAUGUAGAGAGACUUUUUAGACAGUUCCUGCUCCUCUUACUAAUGAAUGAGGCAUCAUCUGGACUGUUCCGUUUCAUUGCUGGGCUUGCAAGGCAUCAGGUUGUUGCAAGCACCCUUGGUUCAUUUGGAAUUCUGAUUUUUAUGCUUUUAGGCGGAUUCAUCCUGUCAAGAGAGAAUGUGAAGAAAUGGUGGAUAUGGGGAUAUUGGAUAUCACCCCUGAUGUAUGCACAAAAUGCCAUAUCGGUAAAUGAGUUCCUAGGAGACAGCUGGAAUAAGACAAUCCCUGGUUUCACACAACCACUUGGGAGACUAGUCCUGGAAUCUCGUGGACUUUUUCCUGAGGCAAAAUGGUAUUGGAUUGGUGUGGGUGCCUUACUCGGAUAUGUGCUACUAUUUAAUGUCCUCUACACUGUCUGCCUCACAUUUCUCGAGCCAUUUGAUAGCAAUCAGCCAACAAUUUCUGAGGAGACAUUGAAGAUAAAACAAGCAAAUCUAACUGGUGAAGUUUUAGAAGCAUCAUCGAGAGGAAGGGUUGCCAGCAACACAGUAACAUCUAGAAAUAACGUGGAUGAGAACAACGAUGAAGUAGCUUCCAAUGAUGCAACAGUAAAUUCUGUUCCAGUCAACAAAGGAAUGGUCCUCCCUUUUGUACCUUUCUCCAUCACUUUUGAAGAUAUAAGAUACAGUGUAGACAUGCCAGAGGAAAUCAAAGCACAAGGUGUGACAGAGAGCCGGUUGGAACUACUGAAGGGUAUUAGUGGUUCAUUUAGGCCAGGGGUACUUACUGCUCUGAUGGGUGUCAGUGGUGCUGGAAAGACAACACUGAUGGAUGUAUUGGCUGGGAGGAAGACUGGAGGAUACAUAGACGGCAACAUUACCAUUUCAGGUUACCCAAAGAAGCAAGAGACUUUUGCUCGUGUAUCAGGAUACUGUGAGCAGAAUGACAUCCAUUCACCAAAUGUUACUGUCUAUGAGUCCCUUGCAUUCUCCGCGUGGCUCCGGUUACCUGCCGAUGUUGAUUACUCCAGAAGAAAGAUGUUUAUUGAUGAGGUUAUGGAGCUUGUGGAGCUUUUACCCUUAAAAGAUGCAUUGGUUGGAUUGCCUGGUGUGAGUGGAUUAUCAACAGAGCAAAGGAAGAGGCUAACAAUAGGAGUCGAGCUGGUUGCUAACCCUUCUAUCAUUUUCAUGGAUGAACCAACAUCUGGACUUGAUGCACGAGCAGCAGCCAUUGUCAUGAGGGCAAUAAGGAAUACUGUGGACACAGGAAGAACAGUUGUUUGUACCAUUCACCAACCAAGCAUUGAUAUCUUCGAAUCAUUCGAUGAGCUCUUCCUUAUGAAACGUGGAGGCGAAGAGAUUUAUGUAGGUCCCUUAGGACGACACUCGUGUGAACUGAUCAGAUAUUUUGAGGCUAUCGAAGGUGUCAGCAAGAUAAAAGAUGGCUACAAUCCUUCAACAUGGAUGCUGGAAGUGACUAGUGCAGUGCAAGAACAGAUUAGUGGAACUAGCUUCAGUGAAGUAUACAAGAAUUCAGAAUUAUAUAGGAGAAACAAAAAUUUAAUAAAGGAGCUAAGCACACCUCCUGAAGGUUCAAGUGACCUAUCCUUUCCAACGGAAUAUUCGCAGACCUUCCUAAUACAAUGUUUUGCUUGCCUGUGGAAGCAAAGUAUGUCAUAUUGGAGAAAUCCUCCAUAUACUGCUGUCAAGUACUUCUAUACAACAGUGAUUGCACUGCUGUUUGGUACAAUGUUCUGGGGCGUUGGCAGAAAAAGGGAUAGUCAACAAGACUUGUUCAAUGCCAUGGGUUCCAUGUAUGCCUCGGUUAUUUUCAUGGGAGUACAGAAUUCUGGUUCAGUUCAGCCAGUUGUCUCAGUUGAGCGCACAGUCUUCUACAGGGAGCGGGCGGCUCACAUGUACUCGCCUUUGCCAUAUGCCUUGGGACAGGUUACAAUUGAACUUCCAUACAUCUUUGUUCAGUCCUUAAUAUAUGGUGUGCUAGUGUAUGCUAUGAUUGGGUUUGAAUGGACAGCUGCCAAGUUCUUUUGGUACUUGUUCUUCAUGUACUUCACUCUAUCAUACUACACAUUUUACGGGAUGAUGAUGGUGGGCCUGACUCCAAACUACAAUGUCUCCUCCGUUGCUUCCACAGCAUUCUAUUCCAUUUGGAACCUUUUCUCGGGAUUUCUAAUACCACAAACUAGAAUUCCAAUAUGGUGGAGAUGGUUCUACUGGGUCUGCCCAAUUGCAUGGACACUAAAUGGUCUGGUCACAUCACAGUUUGGAGAUGUAACUGAGAAGUUCAAUAAUGGGGUGCGCAUAUCUGACUUCAUCGAAAGCUACUUUGGGUACCAUCACGACUUACUGUGGGUAGUCGCUGUGGUGGUCGCCUCAUUCCCCGUGCUCUUUGCCUUGCUUUUCGGGCUCUCAAUCAAGCUAUUCAACUUCCAGAAGAGGUAACUGGUGAAGAGUUUGCUCAAAGCCUGACUAACACAGGCAUUGCAAAAGAAUGCCCUUGUAAUUGUAUAACGUGUAAAUAGCAUAGCAUAUUCAUUAGAACUCGAGCUCGAGAUAAUUGUACAGCUGAUGGGCACAUUGUGCCUGUUUGUGUAAAAUUAAGCAACAGUGCCCAAUUCCUACAA
This is a messenger RNA of Phragmites australis (common reed), 4532 nucleotides long. Its product is annotated as ABC transporter G family member 53. The transcript has 24 exons. The coding region runs from base 1 to 4350 and encodes 1449 amino acids. The record is from RefSeq and is a predicted model, not a curated record. Gene Ontology annotation, molecular function: ATP binding; ABC-type transporter activity; ATP hydrolysis activity. Gene Ontology annotation, cellular component: membrane. NCBI's taxonomy places the organism in Eukaryota, Viridiplantae, Streptophyta, Magnoliopsida, Poales, Poaceae.